Messenger RNA from Sycon ciliatum, 2400 nucleotides. Its product is annotated as DBH-like monooxygenase protein 2. The record is from RefSeq and is a predicted model, not a curated record. Bases 111 to 1868 code for a protein of 585 amino acids. Lineage: Eukaryota; Metazoa; Porifera; Calcarea; Leucosolenida; Sycettidae. The transcript has a single exon. Gene Ontology annotation, molecular function: dopamine beta-monooxygenase activity; copper ion binding.
CAAGAGAAGAGAAAGUAGGAAAAGAUUCGCUGCACAGGGCUAUAAUUAUUACAAUUUGCUUGAAGCUUGACUUUGGGAAAUCCUGAAAUACAGAUUAUUCCUGAAGAGCCAUGGCAUUUGCCCUCACCUUGUUCGCUGUACUGGCGGUUGUGACGGUAACAGAAGUACUGGGCUUUGCUUCCUAUCGCUCACGAAUCCCUAACGGAUUCGCUGUUCAACAUCCCUGUGAUGCCAACAAAGUCUGGUCGGGCGUGGGGCACAACAGUGAUCAAGGCGGCGACGCUCGCAACCCGUUCGGAUUGGACUUCCAGGCGACAGGCCACGCCUGGACCGACAGUCUCUGCCGUGCCGAUUCCGAUAAGGACGGACUGACCAAUGGGCAAGAGUUGGGCGAUCCCGACUGCAAGUGGCAGCCUGGGCAAUCUGCACAGCGCUCCACCAACAUCACGCAUCCAGGGUUUGAUUCCAGCCGGGUAGACUGUACGCGAUUCUUCAAGCGCUGCAAGGCAUUCGACGCCCCGGGCGUGAAGUACUUUGACCUACGCGCUGCGAACGGUUCUGAAGACACCAUAGUGCCCGCCAAGGAAACUACGUACUAUAACAUGAACUUCGAGUUGCCUGCAGAUCGCCAGUAUCAUGCAGUUGGAUUUGCACCGAUCCUGGACAACGUCAACGUUAUCCACCACUUCCUCGUCUACAGCUGUGAUAGGCCUCGUCCAACCGGCAAAGGCUUCGAGGCGUUCAGCAACCAUGAAGACUGCCAGAGACUUGUCUACGGAUGGUCAUUCGGAAUGGGCGAUGAGUGCUUCCCCAUGGACACUGGAGUCCCAUUCGGCGGGAAACAUCCACGAUAUGUUCAACUACAGCUCCACUGGACUAACAGGAACAAGGUUGCCGGCUAUCGCGACAUGUCCGGUGUUCGAAUGUACUACACCAGCAAACCGAGGAAGUACGAUCUGGGCUUCAUCUCCGUGGGGCAGCUGAAUCUCAACAUCCCGUCGCAACAGCCGGCUGUGGAGGCGUCCUUCGGCUGUAGCAGCGGCUGCACCAAGACACUACUGGACCAGGGACCCGUGAAGCUUAUCACCGGUGCGCCACACAUGCACUUCCUGGGAAAGUCCAUGCUCGUAGACCUGAUCAAGCCCACUGGGCACCGCCAACGGAUCCUGAAUGACAAAGUUUACAACUAUAACGCCCCGGCUACGUACGACUACCCCUCGCCGAACUAUAUCGACUUGGAGGCUGGCGACAAACUCGUAGGAUCGUGCACCUUCAAUAGUAUGGAGCGGAACGACUCCACAUACUGGGGAUACGGAUCGUAUGAUGAAAUGUGUUUCGGAUUCUUUCGAUACUACCCCAGUCGCGGAGCUCUGAACUGCUAUCAGUACGGCGAGAACGAUCUCUGCUACGACACGACAACCGUGGACGGUCCUCGCUGCAGUCUUUUCCAUUACUUCGAGAACAUUACCGUCACCGUCAACAACGCCAUGCACGCGUGCAGUGACGUCAUGCAUGCCGCCGCCGCCGAACAAGCGAAGCAGGCGCAAGACCAACCGACCGGCAGCGGGGGCACAGCGACUACUCGGAAUGCUCGUCCGGUGUGCACGUCUCAGUGCCUGGCGCAAGUGUCACGCAUCCUAAAGGCGCACAGAGACCCAUGCCAGAAGACCAGGCAUCGCAAGGAGUGGAAGCUGCUGGACAGCCUCGUGUCGCAGAGGACAUCCACCCUGGAUGACGUGGUCAGCCAUUGCCAAACAGUCGGUAUGGUUGAGGAGGAGGUACAACAGCUGAACAGUGGUUCUAGCACCCUCCUCACGAGCUGUCCACUGUUUAUCAUAAUGGCAUCACUCCGCUUGUUGAUUGUCUAGCACUAUGAUCUAAACCCUGGACUAGUUCACUGAAAAGUGUUGUUUGAGGAAGUCUUAUUUCUUCCAUGUUGCUACUUGAUGAUUCUAACGUUAUCGGCAUUAUGCUGUUUUCACUUGUCUCUCGUUUCUUCAGCUACAUGUACGUUACAUCAUUGGUGCGUUUGUCUUCUGUCCACAUGGUCAGCGGAACCUCUCCGUAAUAUGAUGGGCGUUGACGUACAAUGCAUAUCCCUUGAAGCUACAUGUGGCGUUAUACUGCUAUGAGUAUGCCCGUGUGAGCUAUAUCUUUCCAUACAUCCCUUCAUUAUUUGCAACAUAACUAAUGGUCAUCUGAAACUUCUUCUUGAUUUCCGUCGUAAUAAUUUGUUUCCAUCCAAGCACGCAGUGGCCUAAGGAUUCGCUUCUGCUUCAAAUUCUAUUCGGUCUUCGAUUAUUAUUCAUGCACCGAUCACGCUGACUAAGUUAUCGGAUUUGUAUAAAUACCAGCUUUUGUUCUGGGAGAACAAUAUUGUCAGAAACCACCAAGAUUGAA